This is a messenger RNA of Fibroporia radiculosa, 1125 nucleotides long. RefSeq lists its product as uncharacterized. The transcript has 3 exons. Bases 1 to 1125 code for a protein of 374 amino acids. Lineage: Eukaryota; Fungi; Basidiomycota; Agaricomycetes; Polyporales; Fibroporiaceae. The record is from RefSeq and is a predicted model, not a curated record.
AUGCCGAACAGAAAGAGGCCCUCCAGGAAGCAGUCUGCACCAGGGCCUAUUGCAGCUCAUCUUCUUCCAGACACGAUAGCGAGGGACGUCGACGGUGCCAGGUGGGACGAGGUCGUUCGGCUGCUUUGUGAAUAUUUCCAACUGCCAGACCUCACCACACGGGGCAGGCUUAAGAAAGUGCACAAUCACUUUGAUAAUAUUUACAGGAAACUUGACGAUGCUUACACGACUAAUAUUGACAAUGAGACGGUGGUGGGUGGUAUAGUUAAUAUAUGGGCGAAAAUGUUCGCGGAUGCUCUUUUACGCGAUAAGCUGUUCAAGAGAGGAUUGGUGGCAAAGAUGAUCCCAGUUUUCGAUAUGCCGGAGGCGUGGUAUGUCGGACUUCAGGCAUUGACUGCCGUGACACACCACGGGGGGGUAAAUGCACGGCGAGAAAUUGCGAAAAUUACGCCCACUCUUUUGCGCUUGCUGAGCGAGCACCCGGACAAUCCCAAGGUCAUCGAACUCGCAACGGUCACGAUGGCGCACGCCAUUAGCGCGACUGUUGGACAGCAACAUCCCGCAGACCGCAAGCUCGUCGCACUGCUUGACAUGCGAUCUGUCCUGGAGGCCACUAUGAAUAACCUGCGCAAGCCAUUCGUGUCACACCUCAUGUUAACCCACGCAAUGACGCUCGUAACCAGCUCGACGCUUCACUGCCACAAAGAAUACAAUGCGGUCCCAUCCGUAGUCUCCUUCCUUGUCGCAUGCCUCCGAAGCAAUGAUGUGACAACUAGAUGCAGUGCUCUGGGCGGUCUAUUUCGCCUGAUUAUCCAUGACUCCGAGGAAGACAGACGGCUUUACGACCCGCAGAGGAUCAUGGCCGCAGUGCAGCGCGGCUUUCCGGAAAACCUCCAGGACAUCAUGGUGGAUUAUGGUCUGCAGAGGUGUGAUUUAACACUGAUUUUGAAAACCGCGGGAGCAUAUCAGAAAGCAAUGAUGAAGUGCGCGCAGGGCAAAGAUCUUUACGCACUUGGCAAAUCGCUCGCAGAUUUCAUUCUGUGCACCGAGUUCUCCAUCGCAGAGGGUAUGUUUCAAGCACUCAACGAACGUACGGGGUUACCCGAGACCAUCGACGUCGGGUGA